GAUUUUAGACUAUAAAUCUAAAGUUAUCCUAACAUAUUUUUAACUCUAAACAAAUGUAAAUAAUAAAAGAUUGAAAACGAAACCGUCAAGGAUGAAUAACACUUCAUAUUAUGAUGAAGCUCUUUCAGACAUUACAACCGGUGGUGAAAUCGAAUCAUCUAGUCCUGUUAUCAUGCUUCUUGUGUCUGUUGUCUAUCCUCUUAUAAUUAUAUUCAGUACAGUUGGUAAUAGUAUUGUCAUAUUAACUGUAGUACGUAGUACAGCAAUGCGAACUAUUACAAAUUUAUUCAUAUCAAAUUUAGCUGCAUCUGAUCUGUUAAUGACAUUUGUUGCAGCUCCUGUUACACCGAUUGUAUUUCAUAUGAAAAGUUGGAAAUUACCAGAAUUUCUGUGUAAAUUAUUGCCUGUAACAAUGGGCGUUAGUGUGUAUGUUUCAACGCUUACGUCAACAGCUAUAGCAGCUGAUAGAUAUUUAGUUAUUGUUCAUCCAUUUCGAACACGAAUGUCACAGCUUAUAUGUGGACUUAUCAUAGCUGGUGUUUGGCUUAUUUCUGUGCUUAUAUCAUUACCAUUAGGGAUUUACACAAUCAUUAAAAUUGAUGCAAAAAAUAAUGAACCUUCUUGUAUUGAAACAUGGCCACAUCCGUUAUCAAGACCAAUAUACGCAGUGAUCACAUUCAUUCUACAGUUUGUUGCACCAUGUAUGAUAAUAUCAUUAUGUUACUAUCGUGUGAGUUGUGUCCUACGAUCAAGAGGUUCAACAAAAAUUGGUUGUGGACCUAAAAGUCGUGAAAAAGAAGAACUUGAAGUGAAACGUAAUCGUCGAACAAAUCAAAUGUUAAUAGCAAUGGUUGUUAUAUUUGUUGUCUGUUGGAUACCAUUAAAUGUUCUUUGGGUAGUUGCUGAUAUCAUUGGUGAAGUUGUUGAAAAUUCAGUACACUUUCAUAAUACAUUUAUCUUAUGUCAUAUGAUUGCAAUGAGUUCAGCUGUUUAUAAUCCAUUUUUAUAUGCAUGGUUAAAUAAUAAUUUUCGACAAGAAUUAAAAGCUGUCUUUCACUGUAAUACAAAUUUAUGCUCUAAACAAUCUUCUAUGCAUACAAUGACUACAACAGCAGUACCGACAACAACAACAAUCCGAAGACAAACACAAGCAAAAGCUAUAUCAGCAUUCCAUUAUACUAACAAUAAUACUACCACUAAUAAUAAUAAUAACGCUAGUGAUGAUGAUGGUGAUGAUGACGAUCAUAUUGAUGCGAAUGACAAUCGCCAUGACUAUGACCUUGACGACAAUGCAAAGCAUAAAACAAAUAGUCGAUUAAAACAAAAUAAAUCAGUGGAUAAACAAAGGAAAGAUGUAAAUUAUAUGACGAUAGCUGAUGGUGAUGGAGGUGUCUGGCAAGGACCUGUGUGUAAUGAAGUAGUCAAUCAAGAAGGGCAAACUCAUCAUUAACAAUCUGCAGACGUCAGCAUCGCCGUCAUUAUCACCACCUAACGAAACGAUUUAACAAACACAUAAAAAAAGACAAAAAACAAAAACAAGAUUCUAAGAUUUAUAAGCUUAAUAACUAUGAUGAGCUUAUUUAUAUUUUUAUUUACUGAAGUCAAUAGCUGAGCAGUUAUUUCUUUUUAACUAACAAGUUGUCAGCUUUAUUUUGACCAUGUUACUUACUAGGCUACCUGUUAAAUAUAUAAUAAUGUAGGAUUGAUUUUAUCCAAUAUAUAUGUGAACAUUUCAAUUCAUUUCAUUUCAUUCAAUGCAGCUAGUUUCCUUGUGUCUGCUAAUAAUUUUUUUGUUGUUCUCAUUACUUCUUCGAGAGUAUGGCAUUUAUAUAUUUGUCUACGUUUGUGUUUCUCCUCUCUCUCCCUUUGUCCCUUUGUGUGUGUGUGUGUGUGUGUGGGUGGGUGCGUGCGUGCGUGCAAGUGAGUAUUCCUGUGUAUUUAUAUAUACAUACAUGAAUACAAUGAAACAGAUUAUUUUAACAAUACUAUUAAUAAUAACAGGAAUACUAGAUGAAGUAGAUACGCUUUACUGU
This is a messenger RNA of Trichobilharzia regenti, 2033 nucleotides long. The record is from the annotation of a GenBank genome assembly. NCBI's taxonomy places the organism in Eukaryota, Metazoa, Platyhelminthes, Trematoda, Strigeidida, Schistosomatidae.